AUGGAUACCCUUCGGAACACCGUGCGUCGUGUCUCGAAGCGUCUUCUCAACAAGAAGACCGAAGCCGAAAAGGCAUCCAAAGAGAAGCAGAAUGAAGCUGCUACCCAGUACGUUGACCCCGACAAGUUAGGGCAUGGAGCGCGUGGCACUAACCCUACUAGACCCCUUCCGCCUGCCCCUACGGGGUCCACUCAGUCCGAACGCCGCCAGGGCUCUUCUCAACCCGCGAAACGACGGAAGCUUCAGAAGAAGCCCCCGGGCACUUCGAAGCCCCCCACCACCCCAUAUCGGACAAUGAGACCGAUCGGGGAAUACCCAUCGACCGCGGAGUACAGAGCUGCUGGCGUUGCUCCUCCGUCUGAACAGGCGCAACGCGUCGCGACCGUGCCGACCACCGUCCCGCGCCAUGAAGCUGAGCGCCUUUCCCCCGUCAGCGGGGUUGAGUACCUGAUGGCCGAUAAUGGUCAUGCUGAGAUCGCCGAAGAAGCAGCACUUCCUUCAAACUCGACUGCAGUCGAAAGCCUGGCCGAUGAAGCCAUUCACUCCUCUACCACCCCGGCCGCUGCGGCCACUCCUACCCCCCAAAGCGCGGACGAUGACGAUGAAACCAACGAGUACCUCGACGUGCUGAAGACACUUCCUUUCCGCCCCUCAGAAAAAUAUGACAUGCUCAAACUCCGGGCUGUCAUCAAGUUCGCCAUAGUCAACUCAAUGAAUAACGGGCACCCUGAUUCUGCCCAGUCCCUGCUUUACUUCUGGUUCAAUGCCGUGGAUGAUGAAUUCCGACUCUCUCUGAUCGCCAACGUCGCCAAAGGCGAAGGGCGAAACGAGCAAGUGGCGCUUGCCCUCAUGUCCGCCAUUGAGAAUGACAUACCAGAGGCCAAGCAGUGGUAUCAGAAAUACGUUCGCGCUACAACUAACGCAGCCGAACUUCCCUCCUGCAGCGGAUCAAGCGUGCCACCUGCAGAUUCUGUUAAUGCAGAGCCCAGCUUCAAGGUCUCUGACAUUUAUCGCGACACAAGUGGUCCUCGGGUUGAGGAAAACUUCCUGAGCGGCAAAUCGAAUACCGCUCCACUCAAGAGGCCCAAGAAGCCCUGCCGAGUCAAUGAGAACGCUUACAAGCGUAAGCGCAUGUGGGAGAUGGAUCCUGAUCACGAUGAAAAGAUGCGGGCUGUACGUGCUCGUCUCCAGGCUGAAUCUUGCUCGGAAACAGUUGUUCAGUACAGUGCAAUUCGCUCUACAAUUGGUAUGGGUCCACCAGAUGCCAUCCAACACCCAUACAAUAUGGACAAUAUCAACGCCGGUAUCGAUGGAGACAUCGACGCGGUCAAUCGUUCGCGUUCCCUUCCUGCCACAGGUUCUAUCCUCGAUCUACCUCUUGUCAAAGGUCCGGAACCCGAAGCUCCAUCUGUCUAUUCACCACCCGCUUCACUUAUCGCUCGCAAGACCGGCAAGCCCGUCUCGCGACGUCAGAAAGCAAAGGCCAAAGCCCCUGACAUCCCACAGCGUGCACGGUCGCUCUCUGUUGAUACCACAGUCUCGAGUCUUUCUUCACUCUCGAAUUCUGCUUACUCGGUCCGAUUCAACGACUGGUCUGGCAGCCACGGACCACGCCAAAUGCCGAAUUCUAUUGAGCCCCCUCCCGAUAACAGUGACGAUUGCCACCAAUGUGGAAAAGGUGGCGAUUUACUCUGCUGUGACACAUGCAUUAAUUCUUACCAUUUCGAAUGCUUGGAUCCUCCCUUGGAUCCCAAGAAUCCUCCACAGGGAGAGUGGCAUUGCCCCAAGUGUACCAUUCGCAACAGUUUCACGACUUUGAUUGCACACUCGAAACAUUACAAGAAGACCGAGUUCCAACUCCCACAGGAUAUCAAAGAACAUUUCCAAGGAGUUGAUGAAGGAAUUGUGUUUGAUGGCGACUAUGCCCGAAACCCGAAGCAUCAACGCUACUACAAGUCCGCGCCCCACCUGCCGCGGCUGACUAAAGCACCCAAGCAGGACGGCCCUACCAUUUACGCGAAUUCCAUGUAUCUCCGAGAAUACGACAACAAGGGAGACUGCAUCCGCUGCUCCAAGUGUGGUUUUACAUCCCAAGGUACACGUCCUAUUAUUACUUGCGACUACUGUCCCUGUCGCUUUCAUCUGGAUUGUCUUAAUCCUCCCCGCGCACAUCCCCCUAACCCAAAGGUCGGGUGGAUGUGUCCUAAUCAUGUUACGCCUGACGAUAUGAUUGCCACCAAGGAGCUUAAUGGCAACGAGCGUGUUCGUCGUGUGCGCCGACCCAAGAACAUGGCGUCCAUUGAUUGUGACAUCAUGCUUCCUGACGACCCAAAUCAGAGUUUGUUUGACGAGGACUGGAGAGAGAAAAGAGCCCGCUUCCUUGGAGGUGAUGUGGUCUUGAACUUUAUCACUGCUGUCAAAGAAGAUCACCAUGAACGUGAAAUCAAAUAUGCCGAAGCUGUUGAGAAAAAGUGCUUGGAGUUGACCAAGCAACUCACCAAUGAGUACCUCAACCGUGCUGAAUCUGCCGGGAUCACCACCAACAUCGCACAAAAUGGUCCUCCCGCAGAUCUCACCCAGAAUGUUUCUGACGCUGUUAACAACAUGAUCGCCAGCGCUCCUGCUUCCGCUGAAGACUUUGACGCUGCUCUUGCUCUCCUUGGCAUGGCUUCAGGACAGCCUGCUCCUGCUCCUGCCCCUGCUUCUGUUUCUGUUUCUGCUCCUGUUCCUGCUCCCGUUUCUGCUCCCACUAUUGGCGAAGGUCACAUCGCCGAGGCUGCCGGGCUUACCUCGCCCUUUGCUAAGAAGCCUCUCUCUCGCAUUGACGAGGAAUCCACCUUGGGUUCCUCUCAUGCUGCCGGCUCUCCCGAGGCUGGCUCCUCGGAGUCGCACCAUUCCGACUCCGAGCUUCUCCCCCGGAUCCCUGUGUUCAACCGCAAGCGAUCCCGCGCCGAUGACCAGGGAUCUGGGGGAGAACGGGCGCAAAAGCGCCAAUACACCAAGUCCAAGUGA
Messenger RNA from Penicillium griseofulvum, 3012 nucleotides. Its product is annotated as putative PHD finger domain protein. Lineage: Eukaryota; Fungi; Ascomycota; Eurotiomycetes; Eurotiales; Aspergillaceae. Gene Ontology annotation, cellular component: Rpd3S complex. The coding region runs from base 1 to 3012 and encodes 1003 amino acids. The transcript is spliced from 3 exons. Gene Ontology annotation, biological process: regulation of transcription by RNA polymerase II. The record is from RefSeq and is a predicted model, not a curated record.